GCCAAGUAGAAUCUUGUAUCGAGGACGAGGAGUCCUUUCGGAACUGGAUCGACAGGGCGAUGCGUCAAGAGCACAUCUCGAUCGCUGGACUUCCACACGUUCACUGUCGACCUUCACCUGCCAGUUUCAAUCCUGACGCGACAUUAUUUCCAACACAGAUUCUAUUCCAUCAUCUUUCCAGCAGCAGAUUUUCUCAAACUUGCAUCGUAUCGGUUUCUAUUUCCACCUCGGUCUCGAUAUCAUACAGAAAACGACAAAACCCCAUACUCUCGUUCUUUCUAUUUCUUGGUCUUCCUCUUUGGUUUUGUCCUGUUUUUUUCUCUCUUCAUUUGAUCUUGUCUGUCAUUUUGCAGCAUCACAAGGUCCCUCUGUCCCUAAUUCUUUAUUCUACCACAUUCCCCGCGCACUUGCGUCAUCACCUUUUUUAUUCUUGCAGUCGUCAGUUCAUUUUGCAGCACUCCAACGUAUCCGAAAACGUCCUCGCGUCAUCAUCUUCCUCCAAUCAUUUGCAGUUGACAAUUUCGUUUUGCAGCACGAUCCAAACGCCAUAACUUGCAUCUUCGCGAUGUACCUGAUUCCUCGCAUUCUCUGCCCUGGUUAUCCAAGGCCACCUUUGCAGCCUGCGCAAAACAUAACAGGCUUCCUUAAUGACGACAACAUCUAAUUUCUGGUCAUUGUUGCAGGCUCGUCUCAAUUCGCAGUUCAGCACCCCAUGAUAUCUCAGCCUACCCUUGCCUUCCUUCUGUCGUCCUUGCGUGGAUUAAAAUGCU
Suillus subalutaceus is the source of this 770-nucleotide messenger RNA. RefSeq lists its product as uncharacterized. The record is from RefSeq and is a predicted model, not a curated record. The transcript has 5 exons. Lineage: Eukaryota; Fungi; Basidiomycota; Agaricomycetes; Boletales; Suillaceae. Bases 60 to 551 code for a protein of 163 amino acids.